AUGUUUGGAAACUUCGGCGACGCGAUCGCGUUAACGCAGCCGCCACUCGAGACGCGACACGCCCGUCGAGGGCACCUCACUCGACUGAUCCAAAAUAGUUCCCAACUCACGGAUUCCCUUACUCCGAGUGGCUCUCGCCGCAGCGCCGUCGUCCGUAGAGCGGCUACGUUCGUAGCAGAUUGUAGCCUCCAACGCUACGGAGACUCUCAACAAUAUAACACCAGCCUGCGACUUAAUAAAACUUCUCAUCUUAAUAAAUUUGUUACCCACGAGGUCCAUCGUUCUUGCGAGUGA
This is a messenger RNA of Leptosia nina, 294 nucleotides long. NCBI's taxonomy places the organism in Eukaryota, Metazoa, Arthropoda, Insecta, Lepidoptera, Pieridae. The record is from the annotation of a GenBank genome assembly.